CAAGCCAUCCAGCAACUAAAGGCACAGAAAGCUUCUCAAGUAAUACGUGGUGAUCAUGGUUGUGUAUUUGUCAGUCAUCUUACACCUACACAGCAGUUAACAGUAGCCAGGCUUGUUGGUAUGAAUUGUAAAGUGUUGUGUAUGUUGAGUGGGGGUGACUGUUGAAGUAUUUCAUAAGUAGGUUGAGCUAUUAAGGGAUAAAGGGACUCAGGUGUCCAUAGUAUCAAAGAGCUGGUUUAGUGAGCUUCUACCAUGAUUAGAGUUAAAGAAAAUUGAAAAGAUUUUAUGAAGGGUGAAGGACUGGACUUAAAAGCAGCAAAUGGUGGAGUAAUACCUUUCAUAGGAUGGGCGGAAGUAGAAUUCCAUCUUACCUCUUACGUUCAAACGUCUGUGCUCCUAAAGGUACAGAUCCUGGUUGCAAGGGACGAGCUAUUGUACCCAAUCAUUCAUGGUUACAAUGUUAUAGAAGAGACGAUCAGGAAAAGUGACAAGGAGGAAGCAAGGGAGCAAUUUUUGACAUUAUGAGUUUUGCUUUGGUGGAUGUGAAUGUGAAAAGUGUUAGUGCAUUGGUGGAGUUUGAGCAAGGUCAAAUGAAGAAGGCUUGUGUUUUUGAGGAGUGGUAUAUAAACAGUCUAACAGUACCAGCGGGACAGAAGGUGGGGGUACCAUGUUAUGUCAGUUGCGGCCCACUAGAGAGAAGAAGAUGACAACCCCAGAUGAAACCUAGCCUGCUUAAUUAGAAGUCUCAGAACAACUGCUCACCUUGCCACGAGCGUUACCCAACAGGAUGAACAUUGCAGUUCGUAGCCCAUCAAACGUAAUGUAGUUGUUGGUCGACAGACACCUCUGGGAAAUUUACAGCUAAUUACAUAAGUUACGCCUUUGGAAGGGGUUAGGAAAGGUACAUGCCAGAGUGAGAAAGUUACCAAUCUAACAGAGAAUGAGCAGUGUUCAGAAAAAUGUUCGCAGGAGAGUCAUGUUGGUGACAUUAGUAAUGACCAAAAGAGAGACGAGAAGUCUUUAAGGGCGCCACAAGAGAAGCUAGGUGACCUUAAUGAAAGCCAGCAAAAAAUGGCGAUGAAAUGAUGACUGAGCAACCGAAUCAUUUGCUCAGAAUGAUGAUGAUGAUGUGGGAUGUAUUGAGGGACUGCAAUUGAAUUUAGAACUGUCAGACACCUCUCCAGUUCAGACGACGUAUACUUCUAUACCCCGCCCGAUGUAUGCCGAAGUCAAAGCAUUACGUUGAAGACUUGAUUACAUGCUUGCUACUCCUCACCAUUUGCAUAUGAAGUAUGGUCCUUGUGAAGAAUUGCCUACCAGUUAGGGCACAACAUUGAUCACAGAAACACUCAAGCUGUCACCAAACUAACAGUCUAAUCCAAAGACUGUUCGAGACGUUCUAAUAAGUUAACAGGUCUGUUGAGUUACUAUCGCAGAUGUAUUGAGCAUUUUUCAAGGAUUGUAAAGCCUCUCUAUGAUAUUUUUAAGGAGCCUGAAAUAAAAUGCCAUUCAACGUCGGAGAGCAACGGGCGAAAGUCAAAAUUUUCAAAAGCAAAGAUGCAGGGAUCAUCCCUUGAUAUGCGACCACCCACAAGUCCCCUAGGACAACAGCCAAUAAGAAUUAAUUUAUAUUAAGGUUUGGGUUUCCUGUCAGAAUUUAGCACGACCACGCAGAUGAAUUUGCAAAUCAGCUUUUCCAUCGUUUAGAAGAAUGCUGUGGUCUGGUGCAAUCCAGAACAAUACCCUACCAUCCCAAGGGAAAGGGGAAAAAAGAGAGGCUCAACCAGACACUUCUAUCCAUAUUACGCACCUCGCCAGAAAUCUCGGUGGAAGGACAGUCUUAAUAAAGUUAUACAUGCCUAUUAUUGCACCUGUCAUGAGGCCACUGGAUUCUGUCAUCAUUACCUGUUGAGUGGUCAGUCCCCAAGACUUCCGAUAGAUCGUAUUUUAAAUUUAAGCCUGCUUCUCCGACAGAAUAUUUAGCUCAUGACAGAGAAUGGAAAACAGCCAUGAAAGAGGCUCACGAGUUAGCAGCAAAUAGAUCUAGAUUAUCUCAUUCUGGGAGGACAGGAAAGAAUUAUGAGGAUAAAGACCACAGUCCUGCUCUAGGGCCCCUGGUGACAGAGUCAGUAAGAAACGUACGUGAAAGAGAAAGAUCUGGAAAAACGUGAUCUUACUGGGAAGGGGCAAUUUAUCGAUUAAUCAAUCGGAAAUGACGAAGAAAGCCCAUUUACGAAGUUGAACCUGUAUCAGGCGAAGGACUGCAUCGUGUGAUACACAGCAGUCUGAUACUUCCAUGCAAUGACUUUACCUUUGAAAGAAAGACAGAGGAUCCAGCCAGGAGACCGAAGCACAAAAGGAAGAUUACCAGACCAGGUGUUUUGUCCAUCCCCAACCCAGCCUCAGAAACCAGUUCAGAUGAAGAGGCUUAGGGUAUGCUGACCUUAACGGCAGUGGGUAAAGGGAUUGCCCCACCUCAGAAACCUGUGGUCGAGGAUCCAGUGACAAAUGAUGAAUUUUCCCAGCAGUCAGUUGAGCAAGAAACUACCAGCACCCACAGAACCAGGAGAUGAACGCAAGCAAGCAAAAGGAUUUCGUAAUUCUUUCUUUCAGCAUGUGCACCGCGUUAAAUCAAUAAAUGAAUAAAUAGAAUAUAUAGAUUUAGCCAGGGCUAAAAGCGAGGCUCCCAUUAGUAAAUUUAUAAUUUAAAUUAAACAAUAAACUUGUAUUCGAAUUCCACAAUUCAGUUAACUUUAGAGCACAUUUAUGUGACUUUUGAGGGAAAGGCUACCUGAUUUUAGAGAAACAUAAUUUGCAAACAGCCCAAGAGUGAACCAAAUCUUACAUCGAGUUGAUAGCCUCAUAUGUACACUCAAAAACUGGUAAUCAUCUUUUAUCACAUUUAAGAGCCGUAAUGGCUAUUGAUCACCGUAGACCAAUUAGGCUUAGAAAAAAAACCAGGCCAACGUUUUGGCGUUCGACAAGUUUACUUUGCAAAAUCUUGCCAACAAAUCUGGGUGCGUGUAAACCAACCUUUUAUACCAUGGACAGAAAGCAGUAUAUCACAAUACAAAUUGCUCUCAUUCAAUAUUCAUAAACUGUUAAAAAAAUUUUCCAAAAUCACCUAUACGGCCAUCCGGUUCUCACUUUUGUAGUGCGAGCUGUAGCGAGUGUUUGAAUGAACAUUAACAGAGUUACGCUCCAAGGUAAUAAAGAAUUUAUCAUGUUUAUUUUUUAUUUGAUGGUUUAACGCGCGGCAUUUUGAGAACUCCUGCAAGCGAUGUUCACUGAACGACUGAAAACAAUCGGCAUAGCGAUUAAAAUUGCAAGAGAGACUACUAACAAUCAAUAAAAGAAAUAUAAUUCGGUGAAACAUUAACAGAGACAACAAUUUUCAUUCAGGAAGACAAGUAUUAAAGUGUCCCUAAACAUCCUGAAUCUUCAAGCUUCAAGCUUAAGUUUGCUGAAGUUUAUGUUUUAAGCCAGCUUCCCGGUGUUUGUUUUUUCAAAGACGAACUCUAGGCAAGAAAAUCGCUCAAAGCUUUCUUUUCCGGCUAGAAUUAUAACUAAAGAUUCUUUGGAACAUUUUCUUUCUAUUUGCGGUGAGAAACUGUCUAAAGGCUUUUUAAAGUUCUGUAAGAUUAUAUCAAACCAGAUACUCGGUGAGAUCGUUGUCUCAAAUCUUACAAACGCGCAUAAACUAAAUUCCCGCAUAAACUACGCUCCACUUCAUUAAAUUAGAUACAAAAAACAAACAUGAAAUACAAUAAUUUCUUUGGCUUACCAUUCGAGAUGCAGCUCCUGAAAGUUAUCAGGUAAAGCCAGUAUCGCUUCAGACUUUGCAAUCCUCUUACGCAUCAAGCAAGGUGAAAACGAAAACGAUGCUAUCCGAAAUCGGAUUUCCGACUUUGACAAGCGACGUUUUCUCAACCAAAAACCCAAUAAACAAACUAGCCAUGAGUAACAGAAGACUCCUGAUAGCAGCUGAAUUUCAUUUUGUACAUCCAGUGGAAAAAGACAGUUAAAAACAUCACAAGUUGACACAAAACUCUGUCAGCUUCAGCUGUUAAAGUAAACAAGAUUCAAGAUGCUGCAUAAAUUUUGCGCGUGAACUCACCUGUCAAAUUUUGACCAAUCAGAGCAUAAAAAUUGGACGUAGAGCGUGACCAACGCGUGACCAUUGUGAGAAAAAACAAAAGCAACUGUCUUCCCUGCCUGUAACAGCUGGCUUAAUUUUCACGUCCGAGGUCAGUUUGCAAUCAAAAUUUUAAUUGUGCAGCACAUAAACACAACAUAUUUCAUAUGAAUUAAAAAAAAAAAAAUUGAACUUGAGCCUGCGAUCACUUGAAAACUAGUUUACUUGUCAGCGGAUAACUUCAAAAAAUACUUGACCUCGACGGGUCGACACCUGAGCCCGCGAUACGGUCAAGUGAUACUGGUCAGCGGGUACUCUGUUUUGACAGCUGUCAAUUGAUCAAAACAUUGAUGUCCAAUAUGUGUGCAUUAUCAGUUUUCCUGUGCUCCCAAACUAGUAAAAGUAUGAGAUUGAACGUUGUUCGCGAUCUAGUAAAACAGUUAACUGGUCAGCGGACAGCUUCCAAAUAAAUCACGUCACCUCGAUGAGUUGACACAUGAGCCCGCGAUAUGGUCAUGGGAUACUGGUCAGUGGCUAUCCUGUUUGGACAGCUGUCAAUUGACCAUAUUGUUAAUGUCCUAUAUUAAAGAUGUGGACUUGCCAAGACACGCCUGAGACACCCCUCCCUUCCUUUUGAUAGUCUCCCCUACCCCACCCAUACAAUCUGUAGACGCGUACGUACGUACGUACGUACGUACGCUCGGUCAAUCACGUGACAACCAAACGAAAAGAGGUUGACCAUAUUCCAUGGGUAUGGGGCUCUGUCCCACGCGCACUUCGCGCGCGCGGGAGCCCCGCUAUAAAUAAAAGAAACCUAACGUGUCUAGAUCAAAAUUGGAGAUAAACAUUCACAGCACAGCACAGCACAGCUAAUUUGGUCUAUGAAAUAUUAAAAAAAAAAGACUAAUCUUGAAGAAAAGGAUCUUCCCUCGCCUCCAAGUCGCACUGAAGUGUUACAACAGUUUUGAAGAAACUGUGCAACGCAAAUAUUCGUUAAAAUCAACUGAAAAUAAGACGCAACUAAUCUUGAACGACCAGACUUUGAGAGGUUCAAAUAAAAUUAAAGUCCAUAUUCAGUCCAACUGGCUCUAGUGUCCGGUAGGUGAAUACCAUUCUGCACUUGAAUAUCAUUCGGCAUUUGAUGGCAUAAACCACGUUUUCGAUGACACAAGGAACGGUAUGAAACGCUGUGCAUGUUUUAAAUCAACUGAAAAGUGCACUCAAAAGGUAGCUUCCAAAUAAAAUUUCAAAACAAAGAAGUAACUAAACAUGAACGAGCAGACUUUGAGAGGUUCAAAAUAAAAUUAAAGUCCAUAUUCAGUCAAGCUGGGUCUAGUGUCCGGUAGGUGAAUAUCAUUCUGCGUUUGAAUAUCAUUCGGCAUUUGAUGGCAUAAACCACGUUUUCGCUGACACAAGGAACGGUAUGAAACACGCUGAGCGUGAUGUAUUGAGACGGCAAGGUGCUAUUUUGACGUUUCCAGAGGUUAUUAUUAGAUGCCAUCGACCGUAGCCCCUUCGGACACCUCAUGUUAUUUUCCCCUUUAGUAAUUAGGCUUAAUCACUGCCUUUUAUAGAUUAGGGUUAAUCACUGCCUUUACUGAUUAGGUUUAAGCACUGUUUCAAAACUAGUUAUGUUCUCUUUUAUGGGUUGGGGUUGGUGCUAUAUGUACUUAAAUUAUUUCCCCUCCUUCCUACAAAUCCUGAGUGUUCUAGCGGUUAGCAUAGCAUACUGGGUCUUCUAGGUCGUGGGCUCGGAUCCUACUGUCUAUCAUAAUCAUUUUUUUUUAAAUUUUAAAUUGAAGAGACUAGCACUUUCACGAACAUUUCCAGCUUGAAAUAUCGUCUAAGUGUGAUAUAAAAGUAGAAAGAAGUUCUACCUUGUGUAAAUUUCAUAUGUGGAGAAAUGGGCUCCGGUCAAUGGGAUCUAAUGCUGACCGUUUCAAGAUGACUCAGGGCAAGGAUUCCGUACAGAUUAGGUCUGCCGCCUUGCUUGCUCGCUUCACGAUCGCUCCCGCGGCGGCAAAAUCGCAAAAGCGCAGAAGGUCUGUCUUGUUACUAGAGUCCUCCAUAUUUGUCUAGUUUUUUUUUUUUUUUUUUUUUUUUGCGAUCGGCUUACAUUUUUCAACGCUAUCGGCUUAAAUUUAGAACAACCUCCUUGCUUAAAAUGGUCUUCAUUUGCUAAAGCUUAAUAUCUCGUUUGUUUUUUUUGUUUUGCUUCGUUUAAUUUUUUUAUUCAUCCUUGUAGACAUCAAUGAAUGUAAGGACGGAUUACACAGCUGUGGCGAUGUGUCGAAUUGUGAGAAUACCUAUGGAUCCUUCAACUGCAUUUGCAAAAUUGAUGCAAAACACAAAGGUGACUGAUACUGACAUGAAUUAUAGCAGAGACCUAAUUCUAUUUUAGCAAUGUUUGAAUAAGGCUGAGUAUGACGUGAAGAAUUAUGCAGAUCGAGGUGGUGGAUAUUAUCCAUCCACUGAUACUGAAAGCGCAGUUUUUCGCUUCGCCGUACGAAAGCCGAAUUCGGUAAUUGUUUUUUUAUUCAUUCAAAAUAUUUUUAAGUCCUAAAACAGGUUACCUCCUCAUAAACUUUCUUUAAAGCUUUGGCCCAUUUCUCGCAUAGUUUCAGGAUAUAAACAAAUGUCUUUUUUCGUGCAGAAACUCCUCAAAAGGUAGGCAAAAUCGAUCUAGUAAUAUGCAUUUUGUGACUUUUGUGUAUUCUCCCGUUUUUUUCGUUCAUGCAUCCGUUUCAAGUAAUUCAGCAAUCUCUUCUUCGGAUAGCCCUUAACGUCAUGUUUUUCAUUCACUCAUGAAUAAACAGCUCGGCGGCUGCGCCUAUAUACGAGGUUGGUUGAUGGUCUACUGCUUAAGCAGCUUCGUUUCUAGGCCAGCAUAUUAGUUAAUCUUGUCUCCAAACAAAUACAGCAUUAAAUAGAUGGUAUAUUGCUCUCAUCUUCCAAAUUUGGCAUCGCAAAGAACGACGUGUAUAUCCGGGAACUUUAAGCGCACUCCGAGCGGCAGAUUUAAAACGAUAACUUGCAGGCUUUAAUAUAUGUUGCUCGUAAGAAGAUUUUACAACUGAAUGGAAGAAUUAAACAGAUGUGUAGGGUUUCAAAAAGCAAAUUUAAUUAAUCGUUUCAAAAUAAUCCUCAGCAGAUUCAUCAGUAACAAAUGCUCUAAAGACGUCAGCAGCAUCAUUAGCAACUCAACUGUGUAGGUAUUUUCUUGGGUCAGGAUUAGCUGGAACAAAGUAGAUCCAUCUAUCACUGCUAUUGUAGAAGAUUAAAAUCUUAGUAUUUUUUCUAUAAUAUUUAUUCUGUUUGGCAAAUGUAUAAAUAAAAUAAAAUUAUUUUUUUGUUAGCCAACUUUUUUAUUUUAUCAAACUCCUAAAUAGUAAGGUGCUUAAUAAAUAAAGAAGUUUUUGGCUAACUUUAAAAUAAUUUUAUUCUAUUUAUUACAGUUUUUUUUAUUUAAUGGGAUAAUAAAACAAAAUAUAUUUAGAGCACGACUUCCAGUGAACAAUAUUUAAAAUAAUCGUGUCCCUCGAAUGAUCGUCUCUAAUAAUAAUGAGGAUGAGAAUGACAAUCGGCCCCGGGAUAUUAUUCGAGGAAAUGCGGUACAUUAAAACAGCAUUUAUUGGGUUUCGGGGGAAACUCUUCGGGUCGAAGACAAAUAUCGAAUUUUAUACAAGAUAAAAGCAAGGCGUCCUAGCCAAAAAGUCCGUUAAUUUGUCAACUAAUUACACAGCGCAACUGAGGUGAAUUGAUAAUAUAGCUUGUUAAACUCUCGAAACCUAGAUCUUCAAAUUACCAGGAAUUACGAUAAACGGGUCCCUGUGCCCACAAUGGCUGGGGGGUUUCUUUGGUGUUUCAUUUAUUUGUUUUACUUUUUAUUUUUUCACUUCUUAUGAAUUGUGAUUAUCUCUCAUUAAAGCGUAUCUCUAUCUUUGCGCAUAAUGAAACAAUUUAACAUUUUCUUCCUUUUUUCCCCAAUUAUGCAGUGUCAUCGCCAACUAUGACAACUGUCAUUAGCCCAUCAGCAGCAUCAGCGAGUUCUGUAACAACUGCCUCAAUGCAGCCGACAAGUCCAGGUAUGUUCUUAAAAGCACUAGCACACCACAUUCCAACAUUUUCCAUAUUGCAGCAUGAAAGAAGUCUUAGGAAAUCUGAACACAUCAGAGAAUAAUAAAAAAAACAAACAAACAGAAAACAAAAACAAUAACAUCAAUUAUCGGCUCUAGAUCGGUUAUAUACUGUUUUGCCCAAUUGGAAAAGCACCGGCCUGCCCCCAAGCAGAUGGACGAGGUAUCUAACCGGCUUUUGGUCUUUCAAAAAUUGGUAUGUGCGGGCUGUGUAUUUGAUCAUGUCGCAGUUCACGUGAUUUAACAUUUCCUUUCUUUUUUAUCCAAUUAUGCAGUGCCAUCGCCACCUAUGACAACUGUCUUUAGCCCAUCAGCAGCAACAUCGAGUACCUUAACAACUACCUCAAUGCAGCCGACAAGUCCC
Messenger RNA from Porites lobata, 8635 nucleotides. Lineage: Eukaryota; Metazoa; Cnidaria; Anthozoa; Scleractinia; Poritidae. The record is from the annotation of a GenBank genome assembly.